UUUCCCCCCCGAUCCGAAAUAAACUCUCUCCGAAAAGCCCCAAGCACAGCAGAGACGAGCUAGACAGCAGUCUGCAGACAGACGAGCACGCUGACACGAACUCGAGCCCGCACAGCUCCUCCAAGGCUCGCAGCUACUGCCGCCCUCGCUCCCUCCGCCACCUGCGCUGCGGCGCCACCCGCCCCGGUCUCCCCGCGCCGCGGUGGGAGUUAAUGCGCCCGUGAGCGGGCUGCGGCGAGCGAGUCCCAGGAGAUCGGCGGCGGGUUAAUAAAGGCGGCGCGAGGGGAGGUGAGGGGAAGGGAGCCAGAAAGGGGGAGGAGGAGGCUUGGGUGAGGUGAUGGGGGGCGCCAAGGCCGGCGGUGCUGACGACUGGUGCUACCAGUUUGGAAAUAAGAAUACAUUUGACUUGAAAGCUCCCAAAAAGUCACCCCUGGUGUUGAGAAUGGUUGUUCUUGCUAUGACUAUGUUAUGCGGGAUAUUUAUUUGCUCAAUGUGUAUGAAGCAACUAGGGAGUGACAGCUGGUCAAGAAUCGUGAAGAUUGAAGUUGCAGAACAACCAUGUAACAAGUCUAUAGUUCCUCCUUCCGAGGUUCAGUUUGUUCAUUAUCCGCAACCAAUCACUUACAGCAGGGCUGAAUGCAUGUGUAACCCUGUUCAGUUCUUCGCAAUUAUCUCGUCACAGCGAUCUGGAAGUGGCUGGUUUGAAACCCUUCUUAACAGCCACAUUAAUCUUAGCUCCAAUGGAGAAAUUUUCUCUACAAAGGAAAGGAGAAGUAACAUUUCAUCUAUAAUAAAGACCUUGGAUAAAGUCUAUAAUUUGGAUUGGAAUAGUAGUGCCUCCAAGAAUGAGUGCACUGCUGCUGUUGGCUUUAAGUGGAUGCUUAAUCAGGGCCUUGUGGCAAAUCAUGCAGACAUAGUUGACUACUUCAAUCAAAGAGGGGUAUCUGCAAUAUUUCUCUUCAGGAGGAAUCUCCUCCGUCAGUUGGUGUCACAGUUAGCGAAUAAUCACGAUAGAUACCUGAAGCAAUUAAAUGGAACACAUAAGGCUCAUGUUCACACAAGAGAUGAGGCCAAUAUACUUGCAAAAUAUAAGCCCAGGCUCAACACCACAUCACUAAUUUGGAGACUGAAACAAGCAGAUGAAUAUACUCGUGAGGCCCUUCAAAACCUAAAGAGUAUCCGGCACAUUACUAUCCAUUACGAGGAUCUCAUUAGCAACAGAACAAAGCUUAUUGAUGUCCUGGAUUUCCUCAAAGUGCCAAGGCGGAAAUUAGUAAGCCGGCAUGUGAAGAUACAUACGAAGUCAUUGUCGGAGCAAAUUGAAAACUGGGAUGAGGUCUACAGUGCUCUCAAUGGUACCCAGUACGAGAGCUUCUUGAAUGCUGACUACAGGAUAUGAGUAUAUGACACAUGUCACGUUUCUUGUGUAGAUAUAGGCCCUCUGUGUGAUUCUUUUGUUCUUGUUUCUGAAUAGCUAACCUUGACGUGCCUGGCAAAAAUUUUGAUUCGGGGAAGGCACGUUACCACGGAUGCAUUGGUGUUCUUUGAUAGGCCCACUAUUGUUAUACCUGUUUGUCUGAUGUUUUGUUAGCUGAUUGACGAGCUUCUAAUAUCUGGUAAUCCACAUGUAACGCACAGUUCACCGUGUGGUGUUUCUGGUUGCUGUAUCACAUGUGGUUGUGUGCUGUCGUCGGUGGUUACAUCGUUCAGAAAUGAACGCUGUGCAUUAGAACCAAGACAUUUUAUUUUUGUUGCAGAUGCUGAUUCAGCACAGAACAAGAAUUUUUGCCUUC
Molecule: messenger RNA, 1793 nt
Organism: Phragmites australis (common reed)
Lineage: Eukaryota; Viridiplantae; Streptophyta; Magnoliopsida; Poales; Poaceae
Exons: 6
Coding region: 338-1399 (353 amino acids)
Source: RefSeq, a predicted model, not a curated record